AUGCGGGCGCCGCGCGCGACGGCGACGGCGACGGCGACGACGGCGGCGCGCGCGACGAUUCGCGCGACGACGCGCGCGCGCGCGACGGCGCGCGCGACGGCGGGCGCGGUGCUGCGCAUCGCGACGCUCGGGGACGGCGACGACGCGGUCGCGCUCGUCAGCGACGCGACGGGGACGCUGCGCGCGGUGCGCGGGAAUGAGAGCGACGCGCGCGCGUGCGCGCUGCGAGGGCUGGGCGCGAGCGCGGCGACGCGAGGACCGUUUUGGUCGAUGGCGAGCGCGGGCGCGGCGAACGCGAACGGGACGGCGCGCGCGCUGGUCGGGACGAGCGGGAAGCACCUCGCGACGUGCGUCGUGGACGCGCGCGACGGCAGAGAGACGAUUGAGGUGCGCGCGGAGGGCGACGCGCUCGGGCCGCACACGGGGUACGUGCGGGACGUGGCGACGACGCGAGACGGGCGAACGGCGUGGAGCUGCGCGUGCAACUUCGCGCCGAAGUGGACGCGCGGCGAAGACGGGACGUGGACGGCGGCGGCGGCGCGCGAGACGCUGCGGUUGUUCACGGGCGAUAUACUGCGCCUGUGCGUGCUCGAGGAUGGCGAUGACGUCACCGUGUUCUGCGGCGUCGCCGACGGGACGGUGCGGGCGUUCGACGCGUCGACGACGACGCCGCGGGAUUUGGGCGCGGUCGGCGGCGACGCGAGCGCGACGAGAGGUCGAGUAUCGGCGCUGUGCGUCGUCGAUGGACGUUGGUUGGUCUCGGGGAGUCACGACGGGCGCGUGCUCGUGCACGACGCGCGAACGCCGUCGUCGCCCGCCGUCGCCGAGAUUGAACGUCUGGACGGCAAAGUGCACGACAUCUUAGCGCUCGACGACGGACGCGUGCUCGUCGCGGGUGAAUUCGGGAUCGAGGUGUUCGAAAAUGCGCCCGAACUCGCGCCGUUGCGCGGCGAUGAGGACGACGAGGAAAUGUUUGGGCGGUUUCGCUCGCUCGCGAUUCGCGCGCUCGCAAAGACUUCGUCUCGACUCUUCGUCGGCGCGGCGUCGGGAGAAGUGACGGCGAUCAGACUCGACCGCGAACGUAGAUCUAGAUCUAGAUAG
Ostreococcus lucimarinus CCE9901 is the source of this 1101-nucleotide messenger RNA. RefSeq lists its product with no specific name. The record is from RefSeq and is a predicted model, not a curated record. Bases 1 to 1101 code for a protein of 366 amino acids. The transcript has a single exon. Gene Ontology annotation, molecular function: protein binding. NCBI's taxonomy places the organism in Eukaryota, Viridiplantae, Chlorophyta, Mamiellophyceae, Mamiellales, Bathycoccaceae.